Molecule: messenger RNA, 1356 nt
Organism: Eruca vesicaria subsp. sativa (arugula)
Lineage: Eukaryota; Viridiplantae; Streptophyta; Magnoliopsida; Brassicales; Brassicaceae
Source: the annotation of a GenBank genome assembly
UAAAAGAUCCAGGCCGUCAAUUUCCCUGAACCAAACGUGUGAACAUACAAAAUAUUAUUAAAAAAAAUAAAUAAUUACACAACCUUUCGAUCUGAAUCAUAUAGGGACCAAGAGUGAGAGAGACCUUCAACAAUAUUUUCAGUCGGACAAGAAAAAUGAGUUUUUCUUCAAGACCCGUUUCAAGUCCGGGUCGAACCGAGAACCCGCCUCUACUUAUGCGGUUUUUACGAACCACCGCCGGAAGCAGAAGCAGACAUCGCUCCCGUUCUCGUCCCCGUUCAAAAAAACCUAUAUUUUUCCGGAGAAAAAACGCGACGGAGACGCAAGAACCGUCUUCACCUAAAGUCACAUGCAUGGGUCAAGUAAGGAUAACCCGCUCCAAGAAACCCAAACCGGGAACUAACCGGGUCAACGGAGGUCAUUUGCGUGGUGGUGCAAAUGAAAGUCGCCGGCGUAGACGGUGCGGAUGGGUCAAGAACGCGUUUUCUUGCCACCCUUUCUCCGGGAGACUAAAACCGACAUGUUUUACCCCUGCUUGGCGCAAAUGGAAGUCGUUUACUAAUGUUAGUUUCUCGAGGAAGUCAGAGAAGAGGUCAAGCUCCUCGAGGAGUGAGCCUAUCUUCAGCCGCUCAACGGUGGAGCCAGAAGAAGCUGAGGAGGUUCAAAAGAAAGAACGUAAACAAGAAGAAGAAGAUGAAGAUCUGCCAGCUACUCCGCCAAGAAACGCUUUCUUACUUACUCGAUGUAGAUCUGCACCGUAUAGAUCUCCUUCAUUGGGAGAUAACUUCUUGGAAGAAGAAGAAGGAGAAGAGACAAAGGAAUCUCACUUCCAACGACAUGGUAAUGACGUCAUUGCAUCGCCGGAAAAUGUGUCGGUUUCGAGUGAGGUGAGUGAAGGAGUGAAACGGUGUGUUUUGGGAUCGCCACGACGACAGUGUAUGGUACUCACGCGCUGUAAGUCGGAGCCUGCGAGGUUAGGAGAGAAACUAGUACCCGAGAACCGAAGGUUGGGAUACACGUAAUAAUGGGUUUUACAUUUUUUUGUUUUUUUCUUGUAUUUUCUUGAGAAAAUUAAAUUGAUAUGAAUACUAUAUUCUUUGUUGAAUUUUUUUACCUUUGGAAAGUUUCGCUGAAAUUUAGGGCAUUAAAAGUUUUCUUUACCCAAGAGAAUCUUGUGGUUCCCUGGCGAUGUAAUAAUAUUUUUCUAGUGUCCUAUCUAUGACAUGUAAUUAAACAAAUAAUUUCGUUCGUACAAUUAUAUACUUUUAUAUAGAAUUAUUUUGUUUAUGAUUAUAGUUUUGUAUUUUUAGAAUCCUAGAUCUCCAAGAGCAUCUUCCUAUUUUUCCAUACAUGAUG